Molecule: messenger RNA, 1618 nt
Organism: Teleopsis dalmanni
Lineage: Eukaryota; Metazoa; Arthropoda; Insecta; Diptera; Diopsidae
Gene: Spt7
Exons: 3
Coding region: 184-1071 (295 amino acids)
Cellular component (GO): SAGA complex
Molecular function (GO): transcription coactivator activity
Source: RefSeq, a predicted model, not a curated record
CAUAGCCCGAUAGAGUGAAUAACAUGGUCUGUAUAACAUGGGCCUUAGCUGUUUGAUUGCAUUGUGAAUUUGAACUUUAUUGUGAACUUAUAUGUUAUUGGGAUUUUUGAGUUCCUUAUUAAUACUAGGUGGUUUAGCGAGAUAGAAUACUUCCUAUUUUCUUUGUUUAAUAUCGCUUGAGAUAUGCUUUGGGGUGAGUUCACCAAGUCGGAAAGAGCUGACGCUUCACGAAAAUUUAUACCAGUUAAUAUUAAAAGACUGAAACUUAAUGAAAUAAAGAAGAGACCACCAAAAACAGUUGGUAGGAAAAGUGUUAACAUAAAAAUGAAGAAUCCGUUAGUUACACAAACAAUUGAAGUCAUGAAGCAAACUGAAAUGCUCCAGUCUUUAAUUGAUACCUAUUCCAAUAAAUCGGGGUCGCCGAAUGAUCUCAGUCCAUGUCAAAUGAUACCAGAAGUAGAUUUUCCCCCUGAAAAUUCUGCCGAUUUCAUUAUCAAUGAUGAAAAGUUUGCAAAACCUACUUUCUUUAUUCCACCUAAAGAAAAUUGCUUUGCGCUCAGUUUGCCAACGCAUUAUCCGGAAAUUAAUACUGAAGUAUGUCAAGCAUUAAUUCGGAAGGCGGUAUGUGGUCAAUUACGUGCAACAGGUUUCACGGAUUCGGUGGAUUCCGCUAUUACUUUGUUUUCAGACGCAGCUGUAGAAUUUUUGCGUAUUUUAUUAACAGAGAUUGGUGCGGUUUGUUCUCACAAUCAUGUCAUUACAAUCCAACGAGUACCUGAUAUUGCAUUAUUGGAAAAAUCUUAUUAUUCAAUAACAUCAAAUUCAUUAACACAACUGUAUCAUUAUUUUAAACAAGUAAUUGCAAAAAAUCGUAUAGAAAUCGCGGAAUAUAAUGGAGUACGUUUAGAAUAUGAUAAAUUAAUGAAAGACAGUUUAACUAUUGUAAAACACGAAUGCCAACUUACAGACGGUAUAGAAAAUGCAGAUCACGGCUAUAGAUACAUAUCCACUGCCAAACAACAAACUGACGUGAGCACGCGUAGCUCACAAAUAGUGGAGGGCAUAGUUUAAACGCACUCAUUUGAAUAAUUCUAAUUCCAAAUAAACCCAUAAACCACACACAAAUUAAAUAAAAUAAAACAAAUCCAAUGAAUUAAAAUCUAUUUGCAGUUAUUUAUUUUUUUGUUUGAAACUAAUUUUCGACACAUUCCAACAGUUCCUCCGCCGUAAAUCCUUGUAUUCAUUUUGUGGACCUAUUAAUUUAAAGGUCCCUUUAUUAUUUAAUUUGUACCGAAAGAAAUUCCGAGGGUGAAGCCGUUUCCUUGACCAUAACGAUAAGUCAUUUGAAUUUAAUAUAGAUUGAGCAUUGACAGAUGCAGAUUCGAACUUAGUUUCCAGAUUCAUUUCAAAGUCAUUACACCCACUACUUUUGAAAAUUGUUCGUUUGAUGUUUUGUUCAAAUUCCUCAUAUGUUUUAACGUAAUUAUUAGCAUUCUGUAGAAGUGUAGUGUCACUUUCGAAAUAUUUUGGGGCAGCAAGUGGUGCAGACUCUCCCUGGUAAAACUCAUUUUCUUUUAUAAUUCUGUAAGAUAAUCUUUCAUGAACGAAAUGCAUUAAA